AUGUCACCAACAAAAUCAUCAACAUCAGUAACGGUGAACCUGAAAAUCUCUCUUGGUUUUGUAAAGUACAAUAAUAAACAAUUUUUUAACGGUGAUAAUAUAACGGUUGUGAUCAACAAAUAUGAAACAUUUCAAAUUUCGCUAAAUGCAACUUCUGAUUUAACUGGAACAAUGGUCACAAGUAGCGAUCCCAUAGCUGUUGUUAGUGGUUCUAAAUGUGGCAAUACAAGUUACAACAUACAAUGCAAUCCUCUAAUAGAAAUGGUUUUGCCUAUUAACCAACUGGAUAAUGCUUUUAUCAUUCCACAUAUAAAUGUUCGACCUGACAGUGUUGUUAGAUUGUUGAGUGUCACCGAUACCUUGGUUACGAUUCAAACUAGAUAUAGCAGCAACGUAACAAGACAGAUCAAAGGAAGACAUUUUUAUGACUUCCCACACAAUGAAGUAUCACUUGUUACAGCUUCUAGUGAUAUCUCUGUGAUGAUUUAUCCACAAACAUUUAGUAAUGAGAAAGGGGAUGCAUUCAUGAUGACAAUACCUGGAAUCAACCAAUACCUACCAUAUUACCACUUCGUUGUUCCUAAAGGUUUUCAAAGUUUUAUUAGCAUAACUACUCGAAGAAGCGAAUUUAAUGACUUCUUGCUAGAUGGGCUAAUUGUAUUUUCUGCAGAUAAAGUAUACACAUUGGUUUCUGACAGGACUAAUUAUAGUUCCUUCACAAAACCCAUUUCUAGUGGUGAACAUACCCUUAAACAUAGAUCUGGCAUGGUAUUUGGUCUAUGGGUUUAUGGAAGUGUGGGCUACGAUGCGUAUGGAUAUCCUGCUAGAAUGUAUUUUCGACAUCAAAAUAAAUUUAUUUGA
This is a messenger RNA of Mytilus californianus (California mussel), 861 nucleotides long. Its product is annotated as IgGFc-binding protein-like. Bases 1 to 861 code for a protein of 286 amino acids. The transcript has a single exon. The record is from RefSeq and is a predicted model, not a curated record. Lineage: Eukaryota; Metazoa; Mollusca; Bivalvia; Mytilida; Mytilidae.